Manduca sexta (tobacco hornworm) is the source of this 1513-nucleotide messenger RNA. RefSeq lists its product as uncharacterized. The record is from RefSeq and is a predicted model, not a curated record. Lineage: Eukaryota; Metazoa; Arthropoda; Insecta; Lepidoptera; Sphingidae. The coding region runs from base 125 to 661 and encodes 178 amino acids. The transcript has 4 exons.
AUAAUCCAUAGAGAAUACAUUGACAUAAAUGUCAUGACGCCAUCGACGGCGUCCGUUUACAAAUUUUUGAAUUCAUAGAAGUUAUAUUUAUAUUGGUGAUAAAAGCAGAAUAAAUAAAAUCAUAAUGGAUAAUAUCAUGAAUGAAACUGAGGUUAACCAAUCUUUCAGAUCACCUCCACGACGGAGACGAUCAACGUUUUUUGAAAGAAGAGAUUCUAUAGUGCCUACUAUUACGGACAAUGUGGAACAACAAUCGUGCAAAACAGAUACAAAUGAUACGAAACGAUCACAGGACUUAAUGAAGUAUUAUGAAAAGUUAUUGGUUGAGAAAGAACAAUGGAAGAAGGAGGUAAACGACAGAAGGAAUAAAUAUCACGAUCUAAGACAGCAAUACCAAAUAUCUGUAAAGGCUUCAAGCAGAUCACGGAUGUCAUAUGCAGCACUAACAAAUGAAGAUAUAGAGUUUCUAAAAGCAAAACCGAACAUAUCAAAACUUGCAGAUGCUCAGCAAAAGUUACACAAAUCAGUAAAAGAGACUGUUGCCUUGGUGAAAAGGAUGAAUGAACUUGAUGAUGUUGUGUUAAAACAUAGUGAAAAUAUUGUCAACACUAUAACAGAGUACAUACUGGAGAAUAGUACAGUAGAGCCUAUGGCUGAGUAACAUAAAAAUAUAGUCAAUAUAUUGGGAUAUAUAAGGCUGUAGGAGCAUACCUAUAUUUAUUAGCAUAUUUAUGUACAUAUAUUAUGGAAUACUGACAUACCUUCAAAAGGCAGGUGCCUUUUUCUAGAUUUGUACAUAACAUCCUUUUUCCGCAUCUGUUCCGUACUCUCCUACAGUCAUAUGAUAACCAUUAAAAUUUGAGUAAUAAAAACAUAUAAAGUUUAAGGUAGUAAGAUUAAGAUCUAUGACAGAAACAUGUAAAAAGAGGCAUAUGUGGUGUGUAGUUAUAUGAGCAUUAUUUUGUUGGUCAAAUAAGUUUCUUAUAGGAUAAAAGCAUCUAUUGAUAUAAACCCAUAAUAUUUUUGCAUCAUUGUUAUUCAGAUACUUCGAGUCCACGGGCAUAGCCAUGCAGCAUAGUGUUGCAUGGCUAUGCCCCUGAGUUCUCUCUUAGCCCACACCUACAUUAAAUUAGCAAGCACCCAAAAAUAUGCACUGUCUUAAUGGGCCGUCAACAAAUUUUGAUAUAGGGCUACACUUUGGCAAGCUAUAUUCGAAAUCUAAAUAAUUAGUGAGCUUAACAUUAAUUAUAAUAAGUUAUUUUUACGACUGUAAAAAAUAUUUAAAGUGCAUAUAUAUACCAUAAUAACAGGUUAAUUCAAUUAAUAAAUACUGUGCCAUACAGAAAAUUUCCAUAACAAAUAUUUAAGUUUCCUUCAUGUAAUUUUUAAUGAUCUGCUGAUAUUUUAGGCAAGUGUAUAUUGUAAAUAGUUUUGUAGUUCUUAUAUUUGAUACUUGCUUUGUACAUAAAGUAAAUCAUGCCUAAUGUAAAUAAUUACCAAUAAAAUAACUAAC